Messenger RNA from Fonsecaea monophora, 366 nucleotides. RefSeq names its product ribokinase. Bases 1 to 366 code for a protein of 121 amino acids. The transcript has a single exon. Lineage: Eukaryota; Fungi; Ascomycota; Eurotiomycetes; Chaetothyriales; Herpotrichiellaceae. The record is from RefSeq and is a predicted model, not a curated record.
AUGACGGCGACGAGGAUGACGGUGGUGACAGCAUCCGAGUAUCAACCUUUCCAAGAACCGGUCGUCAAGACAGCGUACCUCGACACAUCAAUCGUGGGGCCACGGGCCCCUAUCAUCAAAUGGUUCCAGGCAGUCUCCAAUUGUCUUGUUCUCGUGAUUGUGCCUUGGUGCGUGGUUUAUGGUCACUCCUUUUUCAAGGGGAGAGAUACCUCUGUCAAGAAUGAGGUGCACGCAACUUUCAUUCAACUUGGACCAUUCUACUCGGAUCUCUGGAUUAUAGCCUUCCGGCGAUUACAGACGCCGCUCAGUCCAAUCGGUCCCAAAGACAAGGCCGAGACCCAUCAACAAGAUCGACAAGAUGAAUAA